This is a messenger RNA of Fragaria vesca subsp. vesca, 3154 nucleotides long. Its product is annotated as putative pentatricopeptide repeat-containing protein At5g08490-like. Gene Ontology annotation, biological process: GPI anchor biosynthetic process; RNA modification. The record is from RefSeq and is a predicted model, not a curated record. Gene Ontology annotation, molecular function: protein binding; RNA binding. Gene Ontology annotation, cellular component: membrane; glycosylphosphatidylinositol-N-acetylglucosaminyltransferase (GPI-GnT) complex. The coding region runs from base 1 to 2652 and encodes 883 amino acids. Lineage: Eukaryota; Viridiplantae; Streptophyta; Magnoliopsida; Rosales; Rosaceae. The transcript has a single exon.
AUGCUGAGAAAUUGUAAUGAUUCUAAUAUAUUUUUGAAGUGUACAAGAGCUGCUUGUGGACACACGUCACGCAGUUCUCAAAAGUUUAAAAGGAGCUACCGCAUAGAUAACAGGCAUAAUGAAGUGUUACCUCUGCUCAUUCGUGGUACUCAAAGUUCUGGUCAGUUUAAUCCCCAUUACCAGGAAUUAGCAGCUCUUCUCAAAUCCUGUGCUGCUCUCUUAGCAAUAAAUUCCGGAAAAGCACUUCAUGGUUAUGUUGUCAAGCAUGGCGAUCUUUCAUGCCUCUCUGUCUCUAAAGCACUGCUCAAUGUGUAUGCCAAAUGUGGUGCAUCGGAUGAUUGCAAGACACUCUUUGGUCAAAUGUGUUACCAAGAUCCUGUCAUUUGGAACAUUGUCUUAUCUGGAUUUUCUGCAUCUCGGAAGUACAAUGGUGAGGUAAUGAAGGUGUUUCAUGAAAUGCAUGUUGUUGGGAAGGCUAAGCCUACUUCUGUUACCAUUGCAAUUGUUCUUCCUGUGUGUGCUCGAAUUGGGGAUUUAGAUAUGGGAAAGAGUGUGCACGCUUAUGUGAUGAAGUCUGGACUAGAAACAGAUCUUCUUGUGGGAAAUGCUCUUAUAUCUAUGUAUGCAAAAUCUGGGCUAGUUUCUUAUGAUGCAUAUAAUGUGUUCAAGAACAUUGCUGACAAAGAUGCCAUUUCGUGGAAUGCAAUAAUUGCAGGGUGUUCUGAGAAUAGAUUGAUAAAGAAGGCAUAUGAAUUGUUCAGAUGGAUGCUCAAAGGACCAGUGGACCUAAAUUAUGUAACUAUUGCAACUAUUCUUCCCAUUUGUGCUUCUUUGGAUAACAGCGUCUACUGGUCCGGGAGAGAGAUUCAUUGUUAUGUUCUGCGCCGGAGUGAACUAGCAGCAGAUGUCUCCGUCUGCAAUGCUUUAGUAAGUUUUUAUUUACUUGUUGGACAAAUAGAAAAAGCAGAAUCAUUGUUCCAAAGGAUGAAAUCAAGAGAUUUGGUUUCAUGGAAUGCAAUUAUUGCAGGAUAUGCAUCAAAUGGUGAGUGGUUGAAAGCAUUGGACUUGUUUCACAAAUUACUAUCCUUACAGACGAUGGGGCCAGACUCUGUAACUAUUCUCAGUAUUCUUCCUUCUUGUGCACAUUUGAAGCUCUUGCAUGUGGGAAGAAAGAUCCAUGGGUAUGUUCUUCGACAUCCUAUGCUAUAUGAGUCUACAGCAGUUGGUAAUGCCAUUGUUAGUCUCUAUGUGAAAUGUGAUAAAAUUGAAGAUGCUUUAGAGACAUUUUUGAUGAUGUCUAGGAGGGAUUUGAUAUCGUGGAAUACCAUGCUAGUUGCCUUUUCAGGUAUUUGCUAUUCUACCAAGUUUCUUAACUUAUUAAACGAGCUGCUAAGGGAAGGAAUGAUACCGGACCAUAUAACCAUCUUGACCAUAAUUCAGUUUUGUUCUGGAGUAUGUAGAGUAGAAAAGGUUAAAGAAACACAUAGCUAUGCAAUUAAGGCUGGGUUUUUGUUGGAUGAUAUUGGAAAUGCGAUACUUGAUGCAUAUGCCAAGUGUGGUAACAUGGACUAUGCAUUCAAGAUCUUUCAGAGUUUAUCACAGAAAAAAAAUUUAGCGACAAGCAAUUCAAUGAUAUCAGCUUAUGUGAAUUGUGGGUCUCAUGAUGAUGCGCAAAUGAUACUUAACAGCAUGUCUGAAACUGAUCUCAUCUCUUGGAAUCUAAUGGUCCAAGCUUAUGCUGAAAAUGGUUGUCCUGCUGAAGCUAUUAAUCUGUUUAAUGAGUUACAAGCUCAAGGAAUGAAGCCAGAUGCAAUGACCAUUAUGAGCCUCCUUCCUGUAUCUGCUCAAAUAUCUUCAGUCCACUUGCUGAGGCAGUGUCAUGGAUAUGUGGUGAGAGCUUUUCUUCCUGAUGUUUACUUGACAGGAGCUCUGUUAGAUAUGUAUGCGAAAUGUGGUGCCAUAUUAUAUGCUUAUAAGCUGUUCCAGUCCAGCCUGCAUAAGGAUCUGGUUAUGUUUACAGCCAUGAUUGGUGGGUUUGCCAUGCAUGGUAUGGGUGAGGAAGCACUCCGGAUUUUCUCUCAUAUGCUUGAGUUGGGUAUAAAGCCUGAUAAUGUUAUCAUUACUGCUGUAUUAUCUGCUUGCAGUCAUGCUGGCCUUGUGAACGAAGGGCUGAAGAUCUUUCAUACAAUAGAAGAGGUUUAUGGGGUCAAACCUACCAUGGAACAGUAUGCUUGUGUGGUGGAUCUCCUUGGCAGAGGUGGGCGCAUUGAUGAUGCAUUUUCUUUUGUGUCCAAGAUGCCUAUUGAAGCUAAUGCUAACAUAUGGGGGACAUUACUGGGUGCUUGUAGAACUCAUCAUAUGGUGGACUUGGGUCGUGUUGUGGCAGGUCAUCUGUUUGACAUUGAAGCUGAUAAUAUUGGGAACUACGUGGUGAUGUCAAACUUAUAUGCAUCAGAAGCUAGAUGGGAUGGGGUCAUGGAGGUAAGGCAGCUUAUGAGGAUUAGAGACUUAAAAAAGCCAGCUGGAUGCAGUUGGAUAGAAGUGGAGAGGAGGACAAACCGUUUUAUAGCUGGAGACUUGUCCCAUCCACAGAGAAGUAUUAUUUACAGUACAUUGAGUAUACUGGACCAACAAACUAAGGAGCCAGUGUAAUUACUGGACCAACAAAUUAAGGAGCCAGUGUAAUUAAGAUCUGACACGUUGAACGCUUAAAAUGUUUUUGAUUCUAACAUCGUGUUUGCUUUGCUGACUGCCCACUUAAUUUUGAUAAAACAACAAAGAAAGCAACCAAAAUGUUUCCACAUUCCUUUGAUACUACUUGACUUUCUAACAUUACGCUAUGUCAAGACAGCAAGUAAUUUUCAUUAUUGCAUUUCAUUAUAAGUAAUUUUGGUAAUUAUACUGCUCAAUGUCUUCAUAUUCCACGUACAAUAUAAUGCAUGGAAAAGCUAUUUAUUUAUAUCUUUGAAACCUAAACCCCCAUUUUAUGCAAAACUAGAGUACAUAAGUUUACGACAUAUUGACUGCAAUUGCCCCGUGCUUGAGUAGUUAGGUGUUUGAUAUUUUCAUUGAUAUCAGAAGGCAAAAGGCUGCAAUGGUUCCCUGCGUCUGGAAGCUGGGAACGACACUGUGAACCGUAUGUCUUCUGUCUACA